Messenger RNA from Astyanax mexicanus (Mexican tetra), 4076 nucleotides. RefSeq names its product 3-mercaptopyruvate sulfurtransferase-like. The record is from RefSeq and is a predicted model, not a curated record. The transcript has 2 exons. Gene Ontology annotation, biological process: transsulfuration. Gene Ontology annotation, molecular function: thiosulfate-cyanide sulfurtransferase activity. Lineage: Eukaryota; Metazoa; Chordata; Actinopteri; Characiformes; Acestrorhamphidae. Gene Ontology annotation, cellular component: mitochondrion. The coding region runs from base 88 to 972 and encodes 294 amino acids.
GUUGGCCGGAGGGUCCAGAGUGCGCGCGCGUGCGGAGCAGAAGUGCAGAAGUCUCUGUCCGGGUACCUCUCUCACCUCCACGCGCCAAUGUCUCUACAAACUAAAGCGCUGGUGUCGGUCCGGUGGCUCACCGAGACGCUGCGCGCUCCUGGCUCCAAUGUGCGCGUGCUGGACGCCUCGUGGUUCCUGCCCAAGCUCCGGAGAAACGCCAAGAGCGAGUUCCGGGCUCGCCACAUCCCGCGCGCCUCCUUCUUCGACCUAGACAGGUGUAGUGACCGCAGCUCGCCGCUCGACCACAUGCUGCCCCCGGCCCCGGUGUUCGCCGAGUUCGCCAGCAGGCUGGGCGUGUGCCCGGACUCUCACGUGGUCGUGUACGACCGCAGCGAGCACGGAGCCUUCUCGUCCCCGCGCGCCUGGUGGAUGUUCCGGGUGUUCGGGCACGCGUCCGUAUCUGUGCUGGACGGGGGUCUGGAGGCCUGGAUCAGAGAGGGGCAGCCGGUGGAGGAGGGUAAAGCACUAAAGCACGAGCCCACGGAGUUCACUGCCAAGCUUAACCGCGCGUGGGUCAAAACUUACGAGGACAUCGUGGACAACGUGGAGAGCAAGACGUUCCAGGUGGUGGACGCACGGCCUGCUGGGAGAUUCAGGGGGACUGACCCGGAGCCCAGAGACAACACUGAACCCGGACAUAUUCCUGGCUCUAUAAAUAUUCCCUUCACUUCUUUCCUGGCUUCCUCCGGGCUUUUUCUUCCUCCGGAUCAACUGAAGGCUAUAUUUCAGAAAGCUGGAGUGGACCUGCAGAAGCCAUUGUGUGUGACCUGUGGAUCGGCCGUCACCGCGUGCCUCACUGCCCUCGCAGCCUACCAGUGCGGCCACGAUGAAGUGUCUGUGUACGAUGGUGGCUGGAUGGAGUGGUACACAAGAGCGGCUCCUGAGGAUGUGAUCUCAGAGGGGCGGGGAAAACAUAGGUGAUGGACUUGAAGUAAAGAACUGGAAAUGUGUCCACUGAUGAGGUGCUGCUCCUUGUGCCAUUCAGGGAAACAGCAAAUGGUUUUUAAAGUGAUAGUUCAGCCAAAUCAAAUUUACAUGUUGGAAAUAUAAACAUUUAGUAAUGAGAUUGCUGCCCAUUUAGACAUGAGUAAAUGGGAUGCAGAAACUGCCAAUGUUUGUUGUUAUUUGGAACAAAAUGAAGUAAAUGUGUGUUUUUCACGACACUUUUCAACUCUUUGUGUAGCUUUUGUCCUUGGGGCCUUUAGCCUUUAGUGUCCAUUCCAUUGAUGGAAUGUAAAUUAACUGGUUAGAUAGCUUUUUACUGGUUUAAGUCUGCUGCAAGAGGAUUUACAGCACAUGCAUGUUUUCAUUGCCCAUAUUAAAACAUAUCACCUGGUAGAGCAUUACUGGUUGAGCUAGAAUAUAUUUUCUGUAUAAAUGAUGCCAAACUUUUAUUCUUGUUAGAUGCCCUGUAUUUUUAUAAAAUCUAAUUAGCGCACAAGCUCCUGCAGAGUGCUGUUUGGAUCUGAAUAUCUAUAAAUUCCGGUCAUUGUUACAUUGCCUUUGUUACAUCUAAAAUAAAUGGCCAAAAAUGAUGCAAAAUAUGAACUAGGGAAUAUGAAAUUCAACUCAAAAUAACAUUUAUUUUCUUUAAACCAAGAAAAAAACUCUUUAUAAUCAUUUUGUAAAAUGAAACAAAAAUAGUUCCACAAUUAUUAAGACGAAUAGCAAAACUCAGACACCAAACAUGUCUUUCCCCAUCAACUAAACUUAAGUUAUUGAAUAAUGAGGUUUGGCUGAACUAUUCCUUUAAGAACCAAGUAAACAAAGGAACAAAGUCCGAACUGUUCCAGAACAUGAGAACCUUAUAACUCUUUCUUUUUCUUUACACUGAAAGCUUGAUGCCUUGCUGUUCUUGUUCUGUGAGCUUCCCUAGAAACACUAAUGUAUUUUAAUUUGAUGAUGAAGCUGUUAAGACCAAAGCCUUUCUGCAAGCAAACCCUGACCUGUGAACCAAAGAGCAGAGAGAUUAGAGCUCUGGCUCCUGUUGCUCGGUGUCUUACAUCUUAUCUCUCUUUCAUUUUUUCUCUUUUUUUCUUUCUCUUGAGUCCCUUUAUCUUGACUGUUUUAAUCUGCAGUUGUUCCAUUGUUUCAUGAUUGAUUGAUUAACUGAUUGAUUUAGGAUAAUGAUUCACCUUGAUUUGGAUAGGUGUUUGCUUUCUUAUUAGAUGCUGAAUUAGUUAUGGAUGAUUCAUAUAAAUAUUAUUUAUAUUGGUAUUGGAGAUAACUGCCAAACCAACACAAACAAACACAACACAUUUAGACCAAAUAUGUCUAGAUUAUAGUUUAUAGAAAACAGAAACUGGAAUAUUUGUACAUAUCAAUAUUAGAUGUCAGCUCACAUCUCUCAUAUCAUUGCAUACGUUUACUUAAUUUAAUUUACCCCAUUAUGGUCUAAAAGAAAUUACUGAAGACCAACAUUUUAUGUCAGUGUGAUGUUAUUAAAUCAAAUCAAAUUAAUUAAAUCCAUCACUUUUCCAGUGUAAUGGCACUGAUUUGGGGAUUUAUAUGGUUUUAAUAAAUGCAAUAAAAAGUCCAUAAAGACAAUAUUCUGGCAUACAAAGACAGUCCAUAAGACAAAUAUUUACCUUCUCUGGUGAAGAAGAAAACUUGGACUACACAGCAUUUUGACUGGAGAUUUCUUAUUGAAAGAAUAUACUACUACAAGACAUGGUCCCUAUUUGGGAAACCAACCCAUUGUGUUUUAAAGUCAGUUAAAAUCAUCAACUGUCUUUAUUGACACAGAAGUAUAUCUGUAGACAUAUGAAUAGUGCAGUUGCUGUGGCCUAAAGUGCCUUCUCACUGGGAGUUCAGUUCCCUAAUUGGAGCAGUGAGACCAGCCCAAACCACCCCAAAACCUCAGGGCAUGAUAACAGAGUUUAGUGUUUUAUCUUGCUCGGGAAUAUGUACAGGCCUAAAUAGAUACCAGCCACUGAAAUGGGUGCAACCCACACACACACAUUCCUUUUCUCUUUAUCGCUCUCUGAAAACAGCAGUUUUUACAAAGCUGUAGAUGUUGCACAUUAUAUUUAAUUGGAUUUUAAAAUGUAUGUACACACAAUGAUUUUUUGUGAAUAAAACACUGCAUUUUUAUGCUGGUUUUAAUAAGAAUUAUAGUUGCAGCUAUGUUUUUUUUUAAACAAGAAGACAAAAUAUUCACCUGCUGCGUUAGAUUCGAUUUCCCUCUACAUCUCAAAAAAAUUGAAUAUAAUUGAAAAGUUACUUUAUUUCAGUGAUUUAUUUCAAAAUGUGAAACUUGUACAUUAUAUAAAUGUUACUCUCAGAGUAAUCUGUUUAAGCGUUUAUUUAUUUUAUUGUUGUUGAUUAUGGUUUACAGCCAAUGAAAACGCAAAAAUCAGUGUCUCAGAAAAUGUUUAAUAUUAUAAACUGUAAGACCAAUUGUUUUUUUGGGCAGUGUGCCAAGUCCUGCUGGAAAAUGAAAUCCACAUCUCCAUUAAAGUUGUCAGCAGAGGGAAGCAUGAAGUGCUGUAAAAUCUCCUGGUAGACGCUGUGCUCAUUUUGAAUAUAACACAGUGGACCAACACCAGCAGAUGACACGGCUAUACAAACCAUCACUGAAAAUGAAUACAUUUUGCAUUUUCUUUGUAAAUCAAGGGAUCAGGAAGAGUGGAAAGUCCAAACUGCUUGAGGUCUGAGUUUCCACAAUCAGUGAUGGAUAGGAGAGACAUGUCACCUCAUCAACAAUAAAAUACAUUUAUGCUUAAAAUAGAUCACUCUGUAUCUAUAUAAUUCACAUUUUCUAAAAUAAAGUAACUUUUUAAUGAUCUUCUAAUGUUUUGAGAUGCACUGGUAUAUCUGUUUGCUUUGUUUUUAAUUAGGUAAAAUCCCAGGCACAGAUCAGUAAUCAUUAUUAUUGAUAUUGGUUGAUAUAUGAUUAUAUUAUAAUGACAUCACUUGUCUCUAGCUUGUAGUCUAACUGGGCACUUGAAUUAACCAAUCAAACCCUCGCAUAAAUCCAGAUUUGCGAUAGUAGAGCUCUUGACAUCAGUGCUUCAAUAAAUGCA